This is a messenger RNA of Colletotrichum scovillei, 579 nucleotides long. RefSeq lists its product as uncharacterized. The transcript is spliced from 2 exons. The record is from RefSeq and is a predicted model, not a curated record. Lineage: Eukaryota; Fungi; Ascomycota; Sordariomycetes; Glomerellales; Glomerellaceae. The coding region runs from base 1 to 579 and encodes 192 amino acids.
AUGACUCCGUCCCUCAGAGCCAUCAGGUAUUGUCUCCUCCCUGGAACCCAUUUCUAUGUCAAGCUUCUGACCUUCAAGUUCAAGAGCUCCGCAGUCAAUGAUACGAGCCACAGCCAGACGGAGUCUGGUAUUUCAGCCGAUAAGCCUACGGCGCUACUGAUGCUGGAGUCACGCGUCGACAAGAUUGAGGAAACUUGCAUUCAGCUCAAGGCAGAUCUUCUGAACUAUCACCGCAUGGCGGCGGGCCGACAGACCAAGGCAAUCCAACAGCAAAUCCAGAACACCCAGGCCGCUCAAGACAAGCAUAUACAAUACCUCAUUGCCUGUGAGGACGCCCGUGACGCCUCUAAGAACGGUAGUAAUGCCUCUGAGGACGAACGCUACCAGCGACACAAGGAACUUCAGGACAGAUUCGACGAGCUGACGAUGAAGAGUAUGCGAUACGAUGAGAUGUUCAUUUCUCAGGCAACCCGCAUCCAGAGAAUGGAUGCUCUGGGACAGAAUCUGGCUAUUUGUACUGCUCUGAUUGUUGUCAUCCUUGCCAUUGUGGGCUAUGCUGUUUCCUGGUCUUGGGAUUGA